CGCGUUCAGGCGGGACAGCAGGGCGCGCAGGACAUCAGCACACCGGCCGGGUCAAGGAGCUGCAAGGAUGGAGAUCCGACCGGACAGGUUCAAGGCGGUGGCGGGGAAAACCUUGGGGAAAAUUCACAGGCUCAUUGAGAAACGACAGGCCAAUGGAGAAACCAUCGAGUUAUCAGCUGAAGGCCGCCCGGAGCUGGUGGAGGAGAAGGAGCUGCCCGUGGUGGACUGCACCUGCUUCGGCCUCCCCAGGCGGUACAUCAUCGCCAUCCUGUGCGGUCUGGGCUUCUGCAUCUCCUUUGGUAUUCGAUGCAAUCUGGGUGUUGCCAUUGUUAGCAUGGUCAAUGACCAUACUGUCUACAAAGGCAACAAGGAGGUGCUUGUGGCUGCACAGUUCACCUGGGACCCAGAGACGGUGGGGAUGAUCCACGGCUCUUUUUUCUGGGGCUACAUAGUCACACAGAUCCCGGGUGGCUUUAUAUGUCAAAAAUUUGCAGCCAGCAGAGUGUUUGGCUUUGCCAUCGUGGCCACGUCCGUCCUCAACAUGCUGAUCCCAUCUGCAGCUCGCUGCCACUACAGCUGCGUCAUUCUUGUGAGGAUAUGUCAAGGCCUUGUUGAGGGUGUAUCGUACCCAGCCUGCCACGGGAUCUGGGCCAAGUGGGCGCCUCCUCUUGAGAGAAGUCGAUUAGCCACAACAGCCUUUUGUGGAUCCUAUGCUGGAGCAGUGGUGGCCAUGCCUUUAGCUGGGAUACUGGUGCAAUACAUCGGGUGGCCUUCUGUAUUUUAUGUCUAUGGCAGUUUUGGGAUAUUCUGGUAUUUAUUCUGGAUUCUUGUGUCAUAUGAGAGCCCAGCAGUCCAUCCCACUAUCACUGCAGAGGAGAGAAAAUACAUUGAAGAUGCAAUCGGAGAAUCUGCAGCUUUUCUCAAUCCCCUUCAUAAAUUUAGAACGCCAUGGAGACAUUUCUUCACCUCCAUGCCAGUCUAUGCCAUCAUUGUGGCCAACUUCUGCAGGAGCUGGACUUUCUACCUGCUGCUCAUCAGCCAGCCAGCGUAUUUUGAAGAAGUUUUUGGCUUUGAGAUCAGCAAGGUGGGCAUCGUGUCAGCUUUGCCCCAUCUGGUGAUGACAAUCAUCGUGCCUAUCGGAGGCCAACUGGCCGACUACCUGAGAACUCACAACCUGAUGUCCACCACCAACGUCAGAAAGCUCAUGAACUGUGGAGGUUUCGGGAUGGAAGCCACCCUCCUUCUGGUGGUCGGAUUUUCUCACACUAAAGUUAUGGCCAUCUCUUUCCUGGUCCUCGCUGUGGGGUUCAGCGGCUUUGCAAUCUCAGGGUUUAAUGUUAAUCACUUGGAUAUUGCCCCUCGAUAUGCCAGCAUACUGAUGGGAAUUUCCAACGGAGUGGGAACGUUAUCAGGAAUGGUGUGUCCUCUCAUAGUUGGGGCCAUGACCAAACACAAGACACGUGAGGAAUGGCAGUACGUCUUCCUCAUAGCGUCCGUCGUCCACUACGGAGGAGUGAUUUUCUAUGGGAUCUUUGCAUCCGGAGAGAAGCAGUGGUGGGCUGACAUAGAGGACACGAGCGAGGAGAAAUGCGGUAUAAUCAAUGAGGACGAACUGGCCAAUGAGACGGAGGAGCUCUACCGUGGAGGCGGCCAGUACGGGGCCAUGGGUCAGCCGGUGGUUGGUUCAAAUGGAGGAGGAGGCGGCGGUGGAGGCGGUGGAGAGGGAUGGGUUACAGACUGGGAUAAGUCUGAGGAGUAUGUGCAACCACCGGGAUACAACUCGUACGUGCAUAGUGGAGGGAAGGAGAAGGAGCUGACAUAGAAGACUGAAGUGAUUCAACAAAAAAUAAAUACAUGAAAAGAUUGUUUAUGUAGAAGGAUUGUAAGGGAGCUGUUGAGGUACACUGAGGACAUUUAAGGACAUUUUCAGCUGCACAUGUCAAGAGUCUGGAUCCGUUAUGUUGCAGACGGGGGUGUGUGCGUGUGUGUGUGUGUGUGUGUGUGUGUGUAUGUGUAUGUGUGCGUGUGUUUGUGGAUGUGCAGCAGCCAAUGCAGUGAACCUGCAGAAACAUACAGUUUUCAUUUGCAAAAUCUGGACUCUUCUCCCAGACUUUCUUCCUGAUUCUGACUUCAAGGCCAGCAGUUUUGUUUCCAAGCCGUUGCUGAGGAGUUUGUGUGUGAAAAAGAAAAAGUGAUGGUCUUUUGUUGUUUUUACAUUUUUACUUGUAAGCAUUUUUGAUUUUUUUUUUUCAAUUUAUGGCAUAAAACAGUGUUUAAAUUACAAAAAAUACAUUGUGAAAUGGUGCAGCUUCAUAGUUUCAGAAGAAAUAACAAACAAGGAAGGUCUUGGUGUUGGGUUGCAUCAGUCUGUGCACAUAAAUAUGAUCUGAUUUUUGAGGGAAAAGGUGUGUGUGUGUGUGUGUGUGUGUGUGUGUGUGUGUGUGUGUGUGUGUGUGUGUGGUGGGGGGUGUGUGUGUGUGUGUGUCGAGGGGUCAGGUGUCGCGUGUGCAUGUGCGGCAGCAAGUGUGAGGUUGUGUCAGAUGCCGGUGCUGAAACAUUGUGCGGUGAGCAUGUUUUAAUUUGCACAACUUUCCAGCCCUCUCUCUUUUUUUUUUUUUCCACUGGUAACUCACAACAACAUACAGAGUGUUUAUUUCAUCCAUGCACAGCAAAGUGCAAACACGCAGAAAGAAUAGUGACACAGAUUUUAAUCAUAAAAGAGAAAUUCACUACUGCCAACAAGCAAGCAUUUUCUGGCAAACAAUGUCAGUGAAUGUGUAAAAUACAGCCAGUCAUGUUUCUUUUUGCACACCCUGUUAUCUCUGUUUCUGACUGCUCAGGAUUGUCUUUCAGACAAACUACUGAACUGCCUAACCUGCUGAGUGCACUGCAUUGAAUUCAUAAAAUAAUCCUUGCAUCCUCAAAUACUCAAAUACACACAUAACUCCUGCUUUAAUGUUAAGCAACAAAUUUUAAAUGAAAAAAAAAAUUAUAAUUUGUUAUCAACUAAGAAUGUUAAAACUGAUGUGUGGGCACAACAAUGUUGGUAGCCUCUGUUGACAAAUCACUGUUUAAAAGGGGUAAGCCAGAUGUUGUUCUGAGUGUAACGUAUUUAAGACAUGAAUGAUUAUUUCUUAUGUGACAAUUUGUUUCCGUGUGUUGUAUCAGUGUAUCUUUAAUGGAUUUUCUUCUUUGUCAAACGUUUUGGCUGUUCAAAUGUUCUCCUCUCCUCUCUCGAUGAAAUGUGUGGUUGCUGGGUGAGAAUCGGUGUACGAAGAAGAAAAAAGAAGCAUCGUGAUUUAAUCUUGCAGAAAUGUGGACAUAUUUUAUGUAUGAAAAAAUGUACAUGUGAGGUGAACCUUGUGUAAAAUAAAGAUUGGAGCGACUUCAGACGGUUUCAACGAAA
This is a messenger RNA of Poeciliopsis prolifica (blackstripe livebearer), 3406 nucleotides long. It is a transcript of the gene slc17a7a, whose product is annotated as solute carrier family 17 member 7a. Lineage: Eukaryota; Metazoa; Chordata; Actinopteri; Cyprinodontiformes; Poeciliidae. The record is from RefSeq and is a predicted model, not a curated record. The transcript has 13 exons. Gene Ontology annotation, biological process: regulation of synapse structure or activity; monoatomic anion transport; neurotransmitter loading into synaptic vesicle. The coding region runs from base 68 to 1822 and encodes 584 amino acids. Gene Ontology annotation, molecular function: L-glutamate transmembrane transporter activity; neurotransmitter transmembrane transporter activity. Gene Ontology annotation, cellular component: excitatory synapse; synaptic vesicle membrane.